Mugil cephalus (flathead mullet) is the source of this 4918-nucleotide messenger RNA. RefSeq names its product mitoguardin 2 (gene miga2). The coding region runs from base 300 to 2084 and encodes 594 amino acids. The record is from RefSeq and is a predicted model, not a curated record. Lineage: Eukaryota; Metazoa; Chordata; Actinopteri; Mugiliformes; Mugilidae. Gene Ontology annotation, biological process: mitochondrial fusion. The transcript has 16 exons.
AAAAAAAACGGCGGGGAAUCGGCUCCUCUGAUUCACUACCAAGCAUCGGGUCUUUUGCGCAUGACACAUCACUAGCUUUCACUGACUGUGACACGGGAAUGUCCUUCCCUGACGUCUUGGAUGCUCACGGGUGAUAAAGGUGCACCGGACCAGUGUGAGGUUCAGGAGUGGAUGACUGCGGACGGCCCGUCGGCGAGCUCUGAGCUGGCUGAUCUCAGAGCGAAGAGGGAACCUUAUUCCGGGUGAAUGCGAGGGAGUUUUCGCAGGACUGCGGCCUUGGAGGCGUUUCGAUUCCUGAGAUGUCAGUCAAACGAGCCGAUGGGAUGUCCAUCGCCCAGGCUUUGGCCAUGACCGUCGCCGAGAUACCGGUCUUUCUCUAUUCCACAUUCGGGCAGUCCAUAUUCUCCCAGCUCAAGCUGACCCCUAACCUGAAGAAAGUGCUGUUCGCCACGGCGCUGGGCAGCGUGGCCCUGGCACUCACCGCUCAUCAGCUGAAACGGCGGGGGAGGAAAAGGAAGCAGGCAGCGCAAGGGAAGGAUGGCCAGAAGACGGUGGGAAUACCCGAGGCUCUCAUAAGGACAGGAAGACCCUCAACGUUAAAGAAAGGUCAGUUUAAUGGCCGACAGAUGAUGAGUCCCAGCACUCGGAGCAAUGACACCAUGAGUGGAAUUUCCUCCCUGGCUCCCAGUAAACACUCGAGUUCGUCACACAGCCUAGCGUCGAUGCGAGUCCCGAGCUCCCCCAAUCAGUCCGCCAACGCUUCCACCCCCUGGGAGACAGAGCCCGUGGCGGAAGAGUCAGCGGUCGUAGAGGAUGCUAAUGCAGAGAAUCUCUAUUUAAUGGGAAUGGAGCUGUUUGAGGAAGCUCUACAAAAGUGGGAGCAGGCCCUGAAUAUUCGGCACCACACCCACUCAACCUCCAGCAACAACAGCCUGGCUCUGCAGGGGGCGGCGUGUGCAGACGUCCCCAUGGUUGAAACUCGUAAUAAAGUGUUUGCUGAGAAGUUAGAGACGUUGCUGCACAGGGCGUAUCACCUCCAAGAGGAUUUCGGCAGCACUAUCCCAUCAGACAGUGUGCUGGCAGACUUCGAAAGUGAAGGAACUCUUAUCCUGCCUCAAGUGGAGAGUUUCCACAGACUGCAAGAUGACGACGCGACUACUGUUACCUCCGAUGACUCCUUCUUCUCGGCUGCAGAGCUGUUUGAUUCCUUGUCUCUGGGGGAGGUCUAUCAGUCGCUUAAGCCAGCAGCUCUUUAUGAGGAAGCCCUGUCUCUGGUCCGGGAAGGCAAAGUAUCCUAUAGGUCCCUGAGGACUGAAUUACUUGAAUGUUACGGCGACCAAGACUUCCUCGCCAAGCUCCACUGUGUCAGACAAGCAUUCCAGGUCCUGUUGUUGGAUGAAGCUCACCGCACGUUUUUCAUGGAGACCGGAAAGCAAAUGAUUGCUGGGUUAAUGGUGAAGGCAAACAAGAGUCCUAAAGCCUUCCUAGAGAGCUACCAGGACAUGCUGCUUUACACCCAGAGAGAGGAGACGUGGCCCGUCAGUAAGAUGGAGCUGGAGGGCCGAGGGGUUGUGUGCAUGAACUUUUUCGACAUAGUGUUGGACUUCAUCUUGAUGGACGCGUUUGAGGACCUGGAGAGCCCCCCCUCCUCUGUGGUAGCUGUGUUGAGGAACCGCUGGCUCUCUGACAGCUUCAAAGAGACGGCUCUGGCGACCGCCUGCUGGUCUGUCCUGAAGGCAAAACGGCGCCUCCUCAUGGUUCCUGACGGGUUUAUCUCCCACUUCUACGCCAUAUCAGAACACGUGAGCCCAGUUUUAGCUUUUGGCUUCUUGGGACCGAGGCAGCACCUGAGUGAAGUUUGCACAAUCUUCAAGCAACAAAUCGUGCAGUACCUUAAGGAUAUGUUUGAUCACGACAAGGUGCGCUUCACCUCCGCUCAGUGCUUGGCCGAGGACAUCCUGAAACUCUCGCACCGCAGGAGUGACAUUUUACUGGGUUACCUGGGCAUCGAGAGCGUGCAGGAGCUCAACGGCGCCCUGCCCAGAGACACGGAGGGGUGUUCGGGGACCAGCUCCGACAACUAGGCUCGCUCACUGAGGGCUUCACUGUGCUCGACACAUGUGGGAACGGCGAGGAGCCGCAGCUCGACACUCGAUUCACACCCGGACCUGGACUCAGUCACGCUCCAGAGACACACUGCGAACCAGCAUUAUUCAUUUAUCCACCCGUGUUCAUUAGACACCACCAUUGUAAUCGGAUGUAUCUUCACCGGUGUCUCCUGCUGACGAGGGGAGACCUUCUGUGACUCCUCCCCUCUGUCGUGUUGCUGCUGCGUUGGAGAAAAACGGACUGUAACGCAAUCACACACCUGUGGGGACUCGUCCCCGACUGGACCUUCUACACUAUCAGCACACCAGUCUCUUCAGACAGCAUCAGCUGUGGGGAACAGAGCGGGAUGUCAUCGCCACUAGUCAUUAUUACGUGAAAAGAAAAUGCUGUGAGAGGUGAUAUUGUGUGUUUCUAUGUUUUAUAUUUAAAAAAAAAAAACUAAAAAGGGAAAGAGAUUUGUUAACACCACGACAAUUCCUGAGAACCUGGGCCGGCUGAAGAUAAAUGGCUUCGUCCCUCCACUUGUUUUCUAUUUUUAUUUCUUUUUUUGUUUGUUUGGUUUUAUUGAGCAGACUAAGAUGCUCCACACCCAAAAAAAAAUUCUACUUCCUCUAAACCUCGGAUUUGAUCCUCCGGUUGACUAUUAUCAGUCUUAAAUGGCACAAAAAGAACUCCCACUACACACAACAAAAAAAAUACAAAGUGUGAAAACACCCAGGGCAUCAUUCCCAGCUCGGAAUAAAAGACAGAAAACAAAUAUCUUCAGUACACUUGAGCGGUCUCAGGGAGGAACGAGAAGCUUGAAAUCAAUAUUGGCUACUUGCGGACCUUUUUUUUUUUCCCAAAUGUUUCAUCUGGUUCAGCUACUUGAAUCCGAAUACUUGCACCUAAAUUCUAAAACCUGCUAUAGUACAGAUUAGAAAAGUAUAUGAGUAGUUUUAACCAAAAGUAUCACCAAAACGGUGUGGAACAAUCAAACUUCCUCGUUUAUUGUUCAUUGGUGUAGCGUUAAAGUAAAGCUGGCUGUAGAUGAAUAGUUUUCACCUAAUAAGCCUUUGUCUUGACUCGACGUAGCAAACCCGUUUGUUGCUAAUAUCGUUACUGGAGGCUCCGUUAGAUUCAAACUCAGAAAUAGACCCGUUCAGUAGUUUUUUUUUUUUUUUUUUUUUACCGGUUGCAUUCCAUUUAGGUCAGCCACCCAGCUCCAGGGCCUGGGUCGCAUGCACUCGCUAACCUGGUUUACUAAGCCACCCGUUUAUUUUGUUUAUAUCUGUGCUUUUCCUUCUGUGACGAGUCAAGACGUCUUUUUGCGACCGCACGAAAGGUGUGCGACUCCGGUCUCGGUGUAUAUAUAGACAUAUAUAUAUAUAUAUAUAUAUAAAUAUAAAAAACAACCUGUUGUGCGUCUCUAAAAUUAGUUUCUAUUUUUCCAACACGCGUUUAAAAACUGACAUGGCCUCUAAAUGAAUCCGUGCCAUCUACUGUAGUCGUCUAAGGACACGUCAUUGUAGUUAAAUCUGUGUGCGUGCACUGAUUGUGAGUUCUCUUUGGUUUCCUCAGAGUUAAACCGAGGUUUCCUUUGCAAUCCUAACAUGCGUAGUAACUCCACACUUCUGUACAGGCAGAUUUGUGUUAUGCAGAUUGUAGUUUACGUCUAGGCGACUGACAAAAACUGAAUUAUCUAAAUGAAAUAUAGCGAAAACAUUAUUUAUUAUUAACCGUAUAGUGUCUAUACCAAAUGAUCACUUGUGUUUCGCAGCUCAAAGGAUGUUUUAAUUUAAAUAAUUUAUCAUACAGAAUAGCAGAGAUCAGCGUUGUGUUACUUGUGUGUUUUUUUUUUGUGUGGCACUGAUAAUCUAAUGCCUCUUAAAAGUUUUUUUUUUUUUUUAAAAACUGUACUGGCUGUAUGAAGGGUCAGUAUUGUUGGAUCACUUUUGUGUUUGUGUUUCUGUCAAACGUGAACGAGGACGACAAACUGAGCUUUUCCGUAAAAAAGAUCCCGUUCCCCGUUUCCGACCGACGUGCAGCUUUGUGUUCUCGAGCAUUUUGCACUUUAGCAAAAAAAAAAAAAAAGAUGCAGGAAUGUCCACUGAUGAUAAUAAAUCAGCUUGAGAAUUCACAUGUACAGAAAUGACAUAUUAUUGAUACUAUAGAGCAUAAAGACAAAUUAUCUCUCCCAGAAAACAAUAUUAUGGAAAUGGUUUAUUGUAGACGUUAUCCUAGGUUUUGUUUAAGUGUGCGCCUUUAAAAUAUUCUAAAAAAAUAUUCUCUGCUUGUGGUCUGAUCCGUAAUGAACUUCUUUAAAGAAAUGCGUUCUCACUUUGUUUUAGUCCUGGUAUUGUAGAGUAUGUAUCAUGCAGGCAAAUGCAGUAAUGGAAAAUGCUCGUGUCGAGUCUUGUGUUCACAGAUUGGUCGGCUUUCUCUGUGACGGUAGAUGACUCUUUGCAUGUUAACAGUGUAGAUUCUCCGAUAUGCAUCCUCAUGCGACAUGUAGACCCGGGGUUCAGGCAUUUAAAAGUUAGGCUGAAGAAAAAAAGUAUUUAGCAAGUUUCGAAUGAUUUGAAAGAGGUUAGGAUAGAUAUAUUGUAGAGGUUUACAUUGAUUUCAUAUGGCCAAAAUGUGGAAAGGUUUUCUUUUCUGACAGUCACCGUUGUUCAUUACAUUAAGUGUCCUCUCCAUGCCUUUUUGUCUUUUCUACUGUUAAAUUUACGAUGCCAGCACAAACUGUAAAUCGACUUUAAUUCUCCAUAUUAAAUGGUAUUUUUUGUUAUUAAAUCAAAAAACGUUUAUUUUGCCUUUUCCCAACUGA